Messenger RNA from Paramuricea clavata, 711 nucleotides. Lineage: Eukaryota; Metazoa; Cnidaria; Anthozoa; Malacalcyonacea; Plexauridae. The record is from the annotation of a GenBank genome assembly.
AUGAGUACGAAAAGAGCAAACAUGAUAGAAUACGGAAUUAUGAAAGAAAACACAAGAAAGCUAUUGUCGAAGGACGACAGUGCCGAUCAGACCGUAAAAACGGAAGGUGACUACGACCUGGUGAUGGCGAAGGUAUACAAAGAACAGAAAAUGAAACUCGGAAAAAUUCUUAAUGAUUACGAUCCCUACGCACCGUACAACAUGAAGAGCGGAUUCGAGUACACGAUAACCCUUCCAAAAGCCGACAAGAUUAUGGUUGCACAGGCAAACGAGAAGGUGGAAGGAUAUACACUAAAGAACAUACACCUGGAAUACGAAACCAUAGAGAACGAAGAACUGGCCAAACGAGUAAACGAAGGAUAUGAGACCGGCAGGUCCUUGUCCUACGAACACACAACAUUGCUGAAGACAACCGUCUGGUCGAAGGAUGCUACAAGGUUCAACGAAACCAUAGACGUUCCGAGGGUAAGUGUGAAGGCCAUUGUUCUACUCUUCAGGAAAAGGACAAUAACCGACAGCGAGGAAUACGUCUUCCCAAGCAUCGAAAAGGUAAAGGUUACGAUAGAGGGAAAACCGAAUGUUGUAUAUAGUCAGGGUCUAACAUACGAAAACUUUUACGAUGAGGCGAAAAGACUGUUCGGAAUGGCUAACAACGCCUGCAACGACAACAUAAGCGUUAGAAACACUGGUGAUCGAUCUGAGAGCUGUUGA